CGGCGGCGGUGGGAGGGUUUAGGAAGCUGCCCGUCGCGCUCCGGAAUGCUGGAUCGCGCUGGACGCAGUGUUCCUAGAAUUGCUAUAACGCAUGAAAAGUAACCCAAAGUUGUAUACUUCAGGGUGGCAGCCAUAUAUAAACUUCUUCCGCAGGAAGCUGGCAGGAUGUACAGUUUUUAUCACAGGUGCAAGCCGUGGUAUUGGCAAAGCUAUUGCAUUGAAAGCAGCAAAGGACGGAGCAAAUAUUGUCAUUGCUGCGAAGACCACUCAAGCACACCCCAAACUUCCAGGCACAAUCUAUACUGCUGCUGAAGAAAUUGAAGCCGCUGGAGGAAAGGCCUUGCCAUGUAUUGUUGAUGUGAGAGACGAACAGCAAAUCAGUAAUGCAGUGGAGAAAGCAGUUGAGAAAUUUGGAGGAAUUGAUGUCUUGGUGAAUAAUGCCAGUGCUAUUAGCUUGACCAACACAUUGGAAACACCUACGAAGAGGGUGGAUUUGAUGAUGAAUGUCAACACCAGAGGCACCUACCUUACGUCUAAAGCAUGUAUUCCUCAUUUGAAAAAGAGUAAAAUUGCUCAUAUCCUCAAUCUCAGCCCACCACUGAACCUAAAUCCACUGUGGUUCAAACAGCACUGUGCUUAUACCAUUGCUAAGUAUGGUAUGUCUAUGUGUGUGCUUGGAAUGGCAGAAGAAUUUAAAGGUGAAAUUGCAGUCAACGCAUUAUGGCCUAAAACAGCCAUACACACGGCUGCUAUGGAUAUGCUGGGAGGAUCCGGUAUUGAAAGCCAAUGUAGAAAAGUUGACAUCAUUGCAGAUGCUGCGUAUUCCAUUUUAAAAAAGCCUAAAAGUUUUACUGGUAACUUUAUUAUUGAUGAAAAUAUCUUAAAAGAAGAAGGAAUAAAAGAUUUUGAUGUCUAUGCAAUUAAACCAGGCCAUCCUUUGUUACCAGAUUUCUUCUUAGAUGAAUACCCGGAUACAAUUACCAAGAAAAUGGAAUCACAUGGUGCUGGUACAAAGUUGAAAGAAGAGCUGCAGCCACCAUCAAAACCACCUUCUGGAGCUGUGAAAGAAACAUUCAGAAUUGUUAAGGCCUCUCUCAGUGAUGACCUUGUUAAAGCCACUCAGGCAGUUUAUCAGUUUGAACUCUCGGGUGAAGAUGGUGGAACAUGGUUUCUUGAUCUUAAAAACAAGGGUGGGAAUGCCGGAUAUGGAGAGCCAUCUGACCAGGCAGAUGUGGUGAUGAAUAUGUCUACUGAUGAUUUUGUAAAAAUGUUUUCAGGGAAACUGAAACCAACAAUGGCCUUCAUGUCAGGAAAAUUGAAGAUUAAAGGAAACAUGGCACUAGCAAUCAAAUUGGAGAAGCUAAUGAGUCAGAUGCAAGCCAAGCUGUGAAGGAGAAGAAAAAAAUAUGUCGAUGUCUAAGUUCAGAAAAGUAAACGGGCUCAAUAGUUAAAAUCUAA
Messenger RNA from Eptesicus fuscus (big brown bat), 1458 nucleotides. RefSeq names its product hydroxysteroid dehydrogenase like 2 (gene HSDL2). Bases 92 to 1390 code for a protein of 432 amino acids. Gene Ontology annotation, cellular component: mitochondrion. Lineage: Eukaryota; Metazoa; Chordata; Mammalia; Chiroptera; Vespertilionidae. The record is from RefSeq and is a predicted model, not a curated record. The transcript is spliced from 11 exons.